AUGGCGAAAUCCAAGCGCGCCCGCACUCCAUUGGCAGAAGAAGCCGAUGGCGCUGAGCAAGUCAUUGCCUCCCAACUGAAGAAAAAGAAGCCGGAACCUACCAAAUCGGAGUCUAGCAAGCCUCCGUCUCCUCCCUCCGACUACGAGACUGGAUCCGAAACCGACUCCGGCUCCGAGUCCGACGGGGCCGGACAAGUGCAAGCAGCCAACGCCAAGCGCGAUGCUGCCGCCAAGGAGCCCGUCCUGACCAGGUCCAAGGCGUCAGCUACUCCGGCGACGGCUGCGGAGAAGACAAAAGAGGUGGCUGAGAGUGAGAAUGAGGCUGAGAAGGAGGAGAAGCCGAAGGUGACGCCGUUCCAGAGAGUCUUUACCGAAAAAGACGAGCUGCUUUUGCUCAGAGCCUUGCAGGAGAAAGAUGCCUGGGUUGAGAUGGAUGCAUUUUAUGAGUUGGUUAAGGAUCGUCUGAGCGUGAGAGUCACAAAGUCACAACUUCAAGAAAAAUUGAAGCGAAUGAAGAAGAAGUUCAAACGGAUGGCCAAGGACGGUUUCAAGCCCAAACAAGGCCAUGAGUUGGAAGCCGAGCUGAUGAAGAAAGUCUGGGGUGGUGGUGCUGGACAUGUGAAAGCUGGAAAGGCGGAGGGUGAGGUUUCGGGGGCAUCACUUGAUGUGUUGUCUGGAAUGGUAGGAGGAUUUGAGGGUUUUAAAGAGCUUGGUUUUUCAGAAGCUUUUCUGAAAAAAGGGAUGGAUUUGGUUGAUGAAGCAAAACGUGAAGAGCUGAAGGCUAGGUGGUUUAAGCUUGAAGUUGCUGCUGUGGAGCUUUUUUCUGUCAAGGCUGAGCUCUUGAGAGACCAAGCCAAGUCGAUCUUGGAGGCCCUUAAGCAAUCUGACAAUUAG
Fragaria vesca subsp. vesca is the source of this 894-nucleotide messenger RNA. Its product is annotated as mediator-associated protein 1-like. Gene Ontology annotation, cellular component: nucleus. The transcript has a single exon. The record is from RefSeq and is a predicted model, not a curated record. Gene Ontology annotation, biological process: regulation of DNA-templated transcription. Bases 1 to 894 code for a protein of 297 amino acids. Lineage: Eukaryota; Viridiplantae; Streptophyta; Magnoliopsida; Rosales; Rosaceae.